Molecule: messenger RNA, 2772 nt
Organism: Parasteatoda tepidariorum (common house spider)
Lineage: Eukaryota; Metazoa; Arthropoda; Arachnida; Araneae; Theridiidae
Source: RefSeq, a predicted model, not a curated record
AUGAAUCUUAAUAACCUACGUACGGUUUACAACAAUCUCCGAAGAAGAGAGAGCCGCUCUAAUGAAACUCCAGAAGAGCAAUAUCAACGGAGAACAAUUAGAAAUGCUACAGAACUAGCACGACGUUCUAAUGAAACUUCAGAAGAGCAAUAUCAACGGCGAACAAUUAGAAAUGCUACAGAACUAACACGACGUUCUAAUGAAACUCCAGAAGAACAAUAUCAACGAACAACAAUUAGAAAUGCUACAGAACUAGCACGACGUUCUAAUGAAACUCCAGAAGAGCAAUAUCAACGGAGAGCAAUUAGAAAUGCUACAGAACUAGCACGACGUUCUAAUGAAACUCCAGAAGAGCAAUAUAAACGGACAACAAUUAGAAAUGCUACAGAACUAGCACUGCGUUCUAAUGAAACUCCAGAAGAGCAAUAUCAACGGAGAACAAUUAGAAAUGCUACAGAACUAGCACGACGUUCUAAUGAAACUCCAGAAGAGCAAUAUCAAUGGAGAACAAUUAGAAAUGCUACAGAACUAGCACGACGUUCUAAUGAAACUCCAGAAGAGCAAUAUCAACGGAGAACAAUUAGAAAUGCUACAGAACUAGCACGACGUUCUAAUGAAACUCCAGAAGAGCAAUAUCAACGGAGAACAAUUAGAAAUGCUACAGAACUAGCACGACGUUCUAAUGAAACUCCAGAAGAGCAAUAUCAACGGAGAACAAUUAGAAAUGCUACAGAACUAGCACGACGUUCUAAUGAAACUCCAGAAGAGCAAUAUCAACGGACAACAAUUAGAAAUGCUACAGAACUAGCACGACGUUCUAAUGAAACUCUAGAAGAGCAAUAUCAACGGACAACAAUUAGAAAUGCUACAGAACUAGCACAACGUUCUAAUGAAACUCCAGAAGAGCAAUAUCAACGGACAACAAUUAGAAAUGCUACAGAACUAGCACGACGUUCUAAUGAAACUCCAGAAGAGCAAUAUCAACGGACAACAAUUAGAAAUGCUACAGAACUAGCACGACGUUAUAAUGAAACUCCAGAAGAGCAAUAUCAACGGACAACAAUUAGAAAUGCUACAGAACUAGCACGACGUUCUAAUGAAACUCCAGAAGAGCAAUAUCAACGGACAACAAUUAUAAAUGCUACAGAACUAGCACGACGUUCUAAUGAAACUCCAGAAGAGCAAUAUCAACGGAGAACAAUUAGAAAUGCUACAGAGCUAGCACGACGUUCCAAUGAAACAACUGUUGAACAACAUCAACAGAGAUUGGCCAGGAAUGCUGCCGAUAGGAUUCGGCGCUCAAGAGAACGUAGUGAGCAUCAUAUGGCUAAUCGGGUGAAUUCUCAAACUGAAGUCACUGUCUUGGAACACGAUUGCGGUAGUAUGACGGAGGUUUGCAAUUUUUGUCACGCACUUUUUUGGCGGGGUGAACUACUCUCCAGUAAAAAAUAUACAAAAUGCUGCCAUGAUGGGAAAGUCCGAUUGCCGAAUUUGGCUGAUCCUCCUGAACUUUUAAAGGAUUUACUAUCCAAUAAUUCAGUUGAAGCUAGGAACUUUCAACAGCAUAUUCGGGAGUAUAAUGCAUCACUGGCUUUUGCAUCAAUGGGCGCUGAAGUAAAAUUACCUCCUGGAUACGGCCCAUAUUGUUUUCGUAUUCAUGGACAGAUCUACCACAGAGUUUCUCCAUUGUAUUCAGAUGAAAAGAAAAAACCUGGAUAUGGACAGUUGUAUAUAUUUGAUUCUUCUGAAGCAAGCAGAAAGCGUUCAUCCAACAAUCCAUCUUGCCUUGCCUCCGUGAUGAAAAAAUUGGAUGAAAUGCUACGUUUACUAAAUCCGUAUGUUGAAUCAUAUUUGCAAAUGCAUAAAUUAGUGCAGGCUAAUCCAGCAGUAAAGGUAAAAAUGGUUUUUGCUGAAAAUUCAGAUUUGGAUAUGCGGCGUUAUAAUGCACCUACCUCCAGAACUGAAGUCGCUGCCAUAUUUGUUGGAGAUGAAGGCGAAACACCAGCAAAUAGAGAUAUAUGCAUUUAUCCAGUUGGGCAGGGUUGCAUAAAUAUUUCUCCUUUAAAUAAAUGCAAUGACCCUAUGGUUUAUCCUCUACUUUUUCCAAGAGGAGAACAGGGAUGGUCAAAUGAAAUUGAACAUGUUCAAGAGAGACGCUCGGCUAAAAGAAAUAGAGUAACUCAACUACAGUUUUAUGCUUAUAGGCUUUCAGUUCGUGGUGGUUUCAGUAUUUUGCAUAGCAGUGGCAAAUUAUUUCAACAAUUUGGGGUAGAUGCUUACGCUAAAACAGAAGGAUCUCGACCUAACUACAUCCGCUUAAAUCAAAAGGAUCUAAGAGUAGAAUUUUACCAGGAACUUUUGGAUGCUUUAACAACACAAGCCUUGAAUAACAAUUUACGCGUAGGAAAGCUUAUCAUAUUGCCUUCUUCUUUUCAAGGAAGCCCAAGAUUUAUGCAACAAAAUUAUCAAGAUGCUAUGGCAAUGGUCAGAAAUUUUGGGCGACCGGACCUGUUUGUUACAUUUACCUGUAAUCCUGCCUGGCCUGAAAUUUUAAAUGCCAUGAAUGGUCGGGAAAAACCCGAGAAUAGACCAGAUAUUAUUGUACGAGUUUUCAAGAUGAAGCUGUCAGAGCUUUUGGACGAUCUCAUAAAGAGAAAUAUAUUUGGAAUUGUUACUUCUUACAUAUAUGUUAUUGAAUUCCAAAAGCGGGGCUUGCCUCAUAGCCAUAUUUUACUGACAUUAGACUCUUCCUCCAAAAUUCGUUCAGANUGA